Myotis davidii is the source of this 1366-nucleotide messenger RNA. It is a transcript of the gene ASPHD1, whose product is annotated as aspartate beta-hydroxylase domain containing 1. The transcript has 3 exons. NCBI's taxonomy places the organism in Eukaryota, Metazoa, Chordata, Mammalia, Chiroptera, Vespertilionidae. The record is from RefSeq and is a predicted model, not a curated record. Bases 111 to 1205 code for a protein of 364 amino acids.
AGGCAGGAGAAAGGAAAGGGAGAAGAGGGUUAAAGGUACAUGAGGGAGGAGAGCAAGAGGGAGAUACAAGGUGGAGAGAAGACUUCAGAAGGAGGGAGAACAGAGUGGAAAUGUGGAAGGGAAACAGCCCCGGGGGGAACCAGGGAGUAGCCAUGGAGGAAGAACUGGGGGGACAGGGGAACUGGGGUCUGGAAGAUGCCCCAGGCCUCUUGGCCAUGGCCUCCCUGCCCAUCAUGCCCACAUGGCCUUUGCCCCUGGUCUCCUCAGCCUUCACCCUGCUGCUCGGAGCCCUCACUUCCCUCUUCCUCUGGUACUGCUACUACUUAGGCUCCCAGGAUCUGCAGGCCCUGGCGGCUGGGAGUCGGGCUGGGGGUGUCAGUGGUGGGCCUGGGGGAUGCUCUGAGGUCGGCAGGCCAAGCCCAGGGAGCUCUGGGGAGGCUGGGAAAGGACCUAGGACAGAAGGACUAGUUAGCCGCCGCCUUCGGGCCUAUGCCAGGCGCUACUCCUGGGCAGGGAUGGGUAGGGUGAGGCGGGCAGCUCAGGGUGGCCUAGGCCCUGGAGGAGGGCCAGGGGUCCUGGGCAUUCAGCGCCCAGGCCUGCUUUUCCUGCCAAACUUGCCCUCUGUGCCCUUCGUGCCGCGGGAUGCCCAGCGACAUGAUGUGGAGCUUCUGGAAAGCAGCUUCCCUGCUAUUUUGCGGGACUUUGGGGCUGUGAGCUGGGAUUUCUCAGGAACUACCCCUCUGCCUCGGGGCUGGUCCCCACCACUGGCUCCAGGGUGCUACCAGCUCCUGCUGUACCAAGCAGGCCGGUGCCAGCCCAACAACUGCCGCCGGUGCCCUGGGGCCUAUCGGGCACUGAGGGGGCUGCGGAGCUUCAUGAGUGCCAACUCCUUCGGCAACGCUGGCUUUUCUGUCCUUCUUCCGGGGGCCCGGCUUGAAGGCCGCUGUGGACCCACCAAUGCCCGGGUCAGAUGCCAUCUGGGUCUGAAGAUCCCCCUUGGCUGUGAGCUGGUGGUUGGGGGUGAGCCCCAGUGCUGGGCUGAGGGACACUGUCUCCUGGUGGAUGACUCCUUCCUGCACACAGUGGCUCAUAAUGGCUCCCCUGAAGAUGGACCUCGAGUGGUCUUCAUCGUGGACCUUUGGCAUCCCAACGUGGCUGGAGCUGAGCGCCAGGCCCUCGACUUUGUCUUUGCACCAGACCCUUGAAGGAAGGUGUUGCCUUCACACAUCUGGGCUGGAGAUAUGCUGCACUCAGGGGUGGCUGCAUGGUUGCCAGGACCUCCUCUCCAAUGCAGGAGGCGGGAUGGGGCUGAGGGUGGGAACUUGCUAGUGAAACAUCGAAAUACAGAUCUUAAAUUUUCUUUUAA